GACGGUCCUACACUGCCACUAGAACACCCACACCCUUCGCAAAAAAACAAUAACAUUUCCGGCUUGCUAUCCGCUUUAUCUGGCCAAAAUGAGGCUCCAGCGCCAGUGCAUUGUGAUCAACAGGCGAUCGGCCAUUGUCCUGAUCAUGAUCUUCGUGCUGACGGGGAUCAGGAACAGCGAGACGGCCAGCGGGGGCAACCAGAUGGACUUGUCGGACGCGAAAGGCGAUCACAAGGACAACAGCAAUGCGAGCAAUGGCAAUGGCAACGGGAAUGCCAAUGAGAACGAGGUGUAUGUGCCACCAGUAGUGUCCAGCGCGACGGCCAAAAACGGAGGAGGUGGAGGCGGAGCAACAGGCGGUCUCCUGGACAACAUCACCGCCUACAGCAGCGGCACCGUCAGCAAUGGGAACAGCAACAACAAUAUGCUCUGCCCAUACGACAAGGACACGCCCUGCGAACGCCUACAGUUCCCCUGCAUCCGGUGCAACUACAACCAUGGCUGCCUCUACGGUCGAGACGUGAACGUCACCUGCGAGGUGAUCAACAAUGUGCAGUGCCAGGGCGAGCGCAGCUUCCAGCGACAGAUGAACUGUCGCUAUUGCUACCAAACGGAGCUGUGGCAACAGAGCUGCGGCCAGCGCUCCAGCUGCAACUCGGCGUCGGACAAACCCUUCCGCACCAACUGCACCGUGCACCAGGACGUGCUCUGCCUGGGCAAUCGUUCCUUCACCCGCAACCUGCGCUGCAACUGGACACAGGGCUAUCGCUGGAGCACCGCCCUGCUGAUCAGCCUCACUUUGGGCGGCUUUGGCGCCGAUCGAUUCUACUUGGGCCACUGGCAGGAGGGGAUCGGCAAGCUGUUCAGCUUCGGAGGCCUGGGCGUCUGGACCAUCAUCGAUGUCCUGCUCAUCUCGAUGCAUUAUCUGGGGCCAGCGGAUGGCUCGCUUUAUAUAUAAGUUGGGGUUACAGGGGCUGGGGCUUAAGAAAUGUAGGGAGAUUAGGCCAAAAGUAUAGAUCAUAAGCUAAAUGUUUCCAUUAUCAUGUACAUAAAUACGAAAAAUAGUUAACCAUUGUAUACUGUAAGAUUGUACAUACAAAAUUAGAAAAUGUACCCUAGUUAUAUACUCCUUAUAUAUUUUUUUGAUUUUUUUUAACUAGUACAUUAAAAAAUAUACUUUAUAUUAUUUUUGAUCGUAUUAAUAAAAAACCAAAAGAUCAUAGG
Messenger RNA from Drosophila subpulchrella, 1224 nucleotides. RefSeq names its product TM2 domain-containing protein almondex (gene amx). The transcript has a single exon. NCBI's taxonomy places the organism in Eukaryota, Metazoa, Arthropoda, Insecta, Diptera, Drosophilidae. The record is from RefSeq and is a predicted model, not a curated record. The coding region runs from base 89 to 958 and encodes 289 amino acids.